AAUGUCUCGUCAAAGUGUUAAAAUGAGUGAAAAUGCAGAUAACGAUGGCAUGGACAGAUCCGGCAAACAAAGCGAAAUGCCAAUUGGACAACACCUGACGAACGAACAGACUAAUGCAUUAGAUGUCCCGCACGCGAGAAAGAAAAAAAAUGCGGACGUUCAACAGAAGCCUAAAACAACUGGAGCCGUGAGUGAGCAAGGUAAUAGCAGGAUAGGAAACCAAGAUGUUGGAAUUACUAUGCCUAGCAAGCGCUACCAAAACACCCGACGCGGAAAUCAAACGCACAAAGUCUGUUCAUCCGGAGCUUCAUUACCAUCUACAGUGAUGACGGCCGUUAGUUCGCAUGGAUUGGCCUCGUACGAGACACUGCUCGCUAACCUGCCUGAAGAUAUGCGCAUCUCGAAGCUGCUACGUCGGUUAGCGGCCGAGGAGAGUCUGUGUGGUUGUCGAGAGCUGUGUGAUAAGCUGGAGGUGGUGAUAGUGGACAACGCAAACAGUGCAUAUGUGCGAAAAUCUUUCGAGCUACUUGCUAACACUAUUUUCUCUGUGCUACAAACCUGUCCAAGCGAAUGCCAAGACCGUGUUGCCUCUAUUUUUGGUUUGAUGCUAUUUGUUGUACUGCGCGAUUCAACCAACGGUACAACGUUAAGCGAUUGGAGCAAGCGCUACAUGUGUAAAUCAAAGCGCCAUCGGCAAGCGAGCCUAGUAGCGUUGCGGCAGGCAGUGCGAUUGGACCGUACACAGUCACAGUUGGGUGGCAGCGUUGAACAACUGAUUCUCCUGUUACAAGAGUUGCUCGAAUUACCUGAUAUCGGCGUGGAUAUGUUUAUACUAAUAGCCGACAUUAUGAUAGAGUUGGCAAUCAACUAUUCAGAACAGUUCGAGUCGCACUUUAGCGAUGUUGUUGACAUAGUGGUCGGUUGGCUGCUGGAAAACAACCAGAAAACAGUGAUAAAACUACAUUGCGUACGGGUUCUGCUUGCGUUUCAACCCAUCUGGAGUCAGCAGCGUGAGGUAACACUCAGCUUGAUCGAACAGUUUUUAGAGGAUAUCGGAAGCUGCUGCGAUGAAAUUGAGUUGAAUAACCUAGAAGAGCUUUACACAACGAAUCGAGUUUUCGGAGCGUUACUAACCGCAUUUAACAGUGUGCUAAAAUGUCUGCAUUUUGCCGAUGGACCCAGUGUUAGUGACAAGUACAGCGUCGACGAUCCGUGGGCGCAUUUCGAAGAUCACUGUUCAAUCGUUUUCCCGGUUGCGGAGAAGAUUCUUGAGUCGGGUCCGCCAUCUCAUCUAGAACUCGAUGCUAUCUGUGAGUUUACAAUGUUGGUGUUGGCGGUAACUGGGACCACCGCAGUAAUGGAGGAAGACAGUAGACAGUCGCCUGCAACGUCAAUAUACUAUGUUCUAGAGCUGCUGUUGCGUCACCUUGACGCGUACAGUGACCAACAGCUGUCUUGUGUGAUAUAUCUGUUGAUACAGAUCGUUGAAUCGUUCGUCGUCGACCAGAGCAAACGACAGCCGAGUAUACAGUCGUUGGUGGAGUCUAUGUUCGACCCGACUGGGGCUUUCUAUCGCAUUCGAUAUCGACGCAAUGAAACGGUGCGUCGCGGCCUGCUCGUGCUCUAUCAUAAGAUUCUAAUGAUCAAGAAUGGCAUGAUUUUGCAAUGUGUCUACCGAUCUUUGUUGGCCGAUCUGAACGACGCGGUGGGAUGUUUGCGUCAGGCGCUACUGAAUACUAACCUUCCGCAGUAUCACAUCAGUUUAAACCUGCUUAUUUUGUCACCGUUAGCUAUGACUCGCAAUUCAGUAUUCAUCACGUGGACCCUUGCAGCACAACCAGUGCUGUGCGUGUUGCUCGAGCUGCUGGAACCGCUCAAUAUGCAGCUAUGGGCUGGCUACGGUGAGCUACGGUAUGCAAUCGUGCUGCUUGCCUACCAGCACGCCAACGCAAGUAAUCACUUCAUUGUGAACAGCAACCUACUUUUAGCGACCUUAUACCGUGGAAACACCAUAGCCGAUCGAUUGGGUGAUAGUCCAAGUCCAACAGCAGAACAUUUCCACCUGAUUUUGCGCUUUCUGCGUGCCUUUAUAGCACAACACACCGAUGACUGGUUACGAACUCAUCCCCUGCCCGAGGAGCACGUUGAGCGAUUACUGAUGUUGACACUUGACUGGUGCGCAGAGAUUUUUAAGCAAACCGAGCGUUACUACGAUGUGCUGGAGGGCUGUGGUGAAUUUGGACGGCUACUGGUGCAGGUGUGCGUGCUCAGCGUCGGUUGGGGUACUCUAAGUGCGCCAAUCGGGCUGCGGUGUGCCGAUUGCCUUGAUCUUGUUUGCCGGUACGUAUCCCUACCGUCUGCUGUGUAUCAGGCGAUUGCGGAAGCGUGCUGUGUGCAGAUGUGUUCGGUGUAUAAUGAGCUGCGCACACGCUACACAGUCGUAUUUUCGAAACUCCCGCUGUGCCAUUCGCUACGUCAGGUUAACAAUGUUACUGGGAUCAACAGACAGCGACGCGAAGAAAUCCACGAGCUGAAGAGUGUCUACCUGGGUACUAACAUGUUGCCGACAGCGGUACUGCGGAUGGGCGACUUUAGCCAACUUCUUAAUCAAAUCGCGUUCACUUGGGACGGUGCGUAUUGCGCUGAUUUUUUGCACGAGCUGCUCACCAAGUCGUACGGCGAACAGUCGUCGUACGAAGCUAUGGCUGUGCGUGAUCUGCGUUGCUUGAUACCAUGGGCCCAAUGGGAGGCGGCACAGCUAUGUGUGAACAGUAAGCUACGCUCUCCGUUUGGGAAACCACAGGAAACGUUCUUACGCAUAGAGUCGAUUGUGAAGCAGAACGCACGAAUUCUUGCACUUACUGACCACUUUGAGGUGCGGGGCGUCAAAACAUCAGCCGCCAAUCAGCGUCAUGCCCGCAUUUUGCUCGGAUUUCUUGAGGCUCUUGAAAAAGCGAUUUACAACGCGUCGUCCGGAACUGCUUUCGCAUUGCCGGACCCAGAGAAACCAGUUCGAAUAUUUUUCCGCACGAACGCUUCGACGUGCGGCGAGUGGUUCAAUCGUAUCAGGACGGCAGUCGAUCUGGUGGCGCUUCACUGUAUGGAACCGGAGAUGGUGAUUCGAUACUCGGAAGCUGUGCUGCGCGAGCUGGUGACCGCCAACAAGAUCAGCGAUGGGAUCUUUGAACACACGCUCAUGUCAUUAGUAUGGGCAUUGCUGCGUAACUGGGAAUCGGACGCUCUCUACGGAGUGUACGUGUGGAGCCGCCAGCUUAAAGGACGAAAGUAUUCGUGGAUCCGGAUGGCAGCAGAGGAAGCUGCUGGUCACCGUGAAACGGCGGCAAACGGAUUUCGAGCGAUUCUGAACGACCCGGCCAGCGAUGGUAUGGACCGGUACAUACGAGACUUUAUUGUCGACCAGACUAUCUUGUCGAUGUUGUUUACCGGUUGCUACCAAGAAUUAUAUGAGUUCCUGCUAUCUGAAGAACGACGAGGAGUACCGCGUGCCACAAUCCCGUUGAUAACGGUCACGGCUGAGCAAAUCUUGUCGAUUGUGCGUUACGAGGAAACUUUAGACGCGAACGUCAUCGAUCUAAGCCAAUGGGAACUAGUGGAACUAGGUACCGACAUACCGAAUGAUUUCUCUUGCCACAAGACCAUCUGUGCCGUGGAAAACACCUUGUCCGGUAUCAUCCUAAAUUGCCAGCUUGACGAACGUGAACGGAUGCUGGAGGCGUGCACUGAGCUGGUCCAAUGUUACCUUCAGGAAUGUAUGUUGACCAAGUGUCGUGAGUAUUUGUUUCAGAUAACGAUAACUAAUCACAUUCUGGACAAGAUUGCGCGCCGUUGUAGUAGCGGUGACGAAGGUUCGGUCAUAAGGAAGCCGUCAGAAACCACUAGUAACGACAGAGGGCUGAGAAGCCAUGCAGAAGCAGACGUAGACGACCUCGGAACACUAACUGUGGAAAAAUUUUAUGGCACAUUCACACUGAUGAGGUUAUUGUCAUGGUCCGAGUUUCUAGUCGCAAAUGCAGCACCGCAGGGACCUGAGGGAGUUGGGGUGUACCAACAGCAAAACAUCGAUCUGCGCCUGGACAUGGUAUCUAUGGGAAGAAAGGAGAGGAACUAUGCACUUUGUCGACGCGAACUCGAGAAGUACUACCAUAAAGCGAACGUGGCACAGCGUCUGGGGCUUAAGAUACAUCGCCCCACUAUGGAAGAAAUAGCUGGUGCCCUGAUAGAGGUCGUCACAUCGAACAGCAAGCCACCGCUCCUGGAACUGUGGGAUGAGAACUUAUCCCGCGCUGUUUACGAACACUGUAAGUGGCUUUACUGUCAGUCGGGCAAGCGUUACGAGGGGAUCGAAUUUGCCGCGUAUGCAGCCGCCGGCAUAUACAGAUUAAUAAUGAGCGGCCAGGCUUCGAAGGGUUUGGCAGAACGAGAAGCACGGUUUUUACUUAUGAUCGGUGGAUGGCUAACUAGUUCGGCUGAUGAUGUCGCUGUGAAGAUACCGGCCGUGCAAGAGCUGGCUGCUUUGUUAAGUCCAGUUGCAGCAAAACUACCUUUCAGCAAGCAACGGCGCAGAACCACUCUUUUCGGACCAUGCGAUUUGUUAGUGGGUUCACUACUACAAGAGGCCACACAAUGUUUUCCUGAUCUAGCGAAAGUCUGGUUCCAGUUUGGUUCAUGGUUGUACCGGUGGGGUAAACGAAUCGUUGAAUUUGAUGGUAACGGUAGAUUCGAUGGAAGCCAAACUAUCAGUAUCGAGGAAGUGGAAGCAAUCCUACUACCAGGAAUUAGUUCAAUUGAUUGCGCUCUCAUUGUAGCUGUCCUAAAUGAACAUGAAGUAGUGGUAGAAAAAGAUAAUGGAGUAAAAGACGAAGAGGAUGGGGAGUUCGACUUGGAUCUGUCAUCGAUUGGUUCAGUCGGACUACUGCAGGUUCUUACCAAAGCGGUUCCUGCGCUUUGCAGCCUGCCGGCCAACUUACUGGACGCUCUCGUUGAUGUGUGGUGCCGCAACCAUCGGGCUAUCUACGGUUACUAUGAGGCAGCAGCGGAAGCCUACUUCCGGUUUUUGAUGCUUUCUUCAUCGACCACUAGCGCGCCUGAUGGACGUUGCAAAACAGCUGUCAAUGAGAAAAACGCGGCCAUCGACAGUGAACGUGCCUCAUCAGUGACUGUUACGCUGCGCCUGUUGCGGCUAAUUGUGAAGCACGCGCUUGGUUUAAAAGAGGUACUGGAGGAGGGAUUAGCGAUGACGCCCAGCGAACCGUGGCGUGUAAUUGCACCGCAGCUCUUCUCUCGGCUCGCACAUCACGAACCGUACGUACGCAAACGCGUUUCGGAAUUGUUGUGCCGCGUGGCGAAGGAUGCGCCACAUUUGAUCAUUUUUCCUGCUGUAGUUGGCUCGGUACGAGAAGACAAUCAGGUUGUCAGCUUGCUACUCGACGAUGUGGACGAGCUAACGGGUGACCGACCACAGUCCGUCGCACCAACCGACUCCGGCACGGGCUCUACCGGAAGUUUAGCGUUCUGUUUCAACGCUCUGCUUGACAUUCUCUCGCGUGAAGUGCCAGAUACAGUGCGCCAAGUGCAAACGCUGGUCUACGAGUUACGGCGAAUCUCAUUACUAUGGGAGGAACUAUGGCUUGUAUCGCUGGAACAGAUCUAUGUCGAAUAUACAAAAAGGUUGGCUGCCUUCGAGUCCGAGUGCCAACGCUUGCGGGACGCCGGAAAGCUUGAAUCGCGGCGUCAAUUGCUUGUCGAGAAGCAACGGCUCUUGCUUCGCCCACUUGUUUUUUUGCUUGAGCAACUACAUGCCAUUACGUCGCGCUCCGCAGAAACCAACCACGAACGUCACUUUCAGGAGCGCUAUCAACGCUACAUAAACAACAUGAUCGAGAAAUUGAAGGAACCGGUAGGUGAUUUUGGACGACCGAUAGAGGGUUGGACUCGGUUCCGAUCCCUGUAUAGUCUGCUACAGCAGCGUAGUCAACGACGGUACGCCUGUCAUCUACGCCUUAUUGACGUCAGCCCGAAGUUGCAGCAGUUGUCCAAUACCGCAAUUGCGAUGCCUGGCAUCGGUCGCGAAAGGGGAGCGGUUGGCAAUGGUAGACCGGGUUCGGGAAAUGAGCAACCUAUAUUAAUCCGUUCGGUCGAUAGCAACAUUCAGAUUUUGCCAACGAAAACCCGACCGAAGAAAAUGAUUUUUAAUGGGAAUGAUGGACGCCGCUUUGGUUACCUCUCGAAAGGACUCGAAGACUUGCAUCUAGACGAACGCAUCAUGCAGUUCUUGUCAAUUGCCAAUCUAAUGAUGAAGAAGUCUAUCGAUUGCAAUGGCAAUGUGACACACUACCGCGCUGAACACUAUUCAGUAAUACCGCUCGGCCCUCGUUCUGGCUUGAUUACCUGGGUUGACGACACGGUACCAAUCUACACGCUGUACAAACGAUGGCAGCAACGGGAAGCACUUCAGAAGCGCGAGGCACGAGAUGGUUACGAAGGACGCAAAAGCCGGGAAGGGCGAGACGGGCGCGUUGUACUACGACCAUCCGAGCUAUUCUACCAGAAGCUUACUCCCCUACUCAAUGCCCACGGUUUGAAGACAUCCGACAGUCGCAAAGAGUGGCCGAUGGCUCUCUUGAAGCGAGUACUUGCGGAACUGCAACAGGAAACACCGCGUGACUUGCUAGCGAAGGAGCUAUGGUGCCACAGCGCAACUGCAUCUAGCUGGCGACAGGUUGUUCGUUGCUACUCGCUGUCGGUGGCAGUAAUGAGUGUGAUCGGGUAUAUCAUCGGGCUAGGUGAUCGCCAUUUGGACAAUAUGCUAGUCAAGCUGGCCACCGGUGAGAUCGUGCAUAUCGAUUACAAUGUGUGUUUCGAAAAGGGUCACACGCUGCGCGUCCCCGAGCGGGUUCCGUUUCGCAUGACGCAGAACUUAGAAGAAGCGCUCGGCAUCACCGGUAUCGAGGGAACGUUCCGGUUAGCCAGUGAAUACGUGCUGAAGUCAUUGAAGAGAGGUCGUGAAACGCUUCUCACACUACUGGAGGCAUUCGUCUAUGAUCCACUGUUCGAUUGGGCGAUCACCGAAGAGGCAGGCGGUGGACCGAUGCCGACCGCCACCGAAAUCACCGUUUCAACCAUGUCAACGGCUCUGUCGUCUGGUGGCGACGGCUCAGCCACUCUAGCUAAAGGUGGCACCACAGGGUCCAAAUUCAUAGGAAGGGCGAAACGGCAGUUGGAGCGCGAGGUCACACGGGAUACACUCGCCAUCCGAUUUGCCGAGUGCCGCGUUGACUGGCAGCAGAACAGGGACGAACUGUUGCAGCAGGUGACAAGAAUGCAGCAUCUGCUGAAGGAGUUGGUCAGCGUGCGGGGAGAGCUUCGUGAAUUGGACCAGAAACGCGUUCUCCUCUCCCAGCAAAUGCAGCUUGUAAGUGAGGCUCAGUAUCUGGACGCUUUCGGCAGCCACCCAUUGGCGAGUCUCGCCCAGCGCUUGGCCAUGCGGGCAAAGGUGCAGGACGAGCGUUCCGCGUUACUGAAUCAGAUGCAGGACGCAAUGGCCGAGCACCAGCAGCACAUGGACAAUUACUACAAGUUCCGGCAGGCAUACGCCAAUGAUCGUCUAGUGUGGCUCCUGGCUCCGCUGGAGCCUUUGCUUCCUAGCCAUGCCGAACACGGAUGGUCACCGCAGCUAGUGGCCUUUUUGGUAGAAACGGACCCUGACGAUGAACGAGCCACCAACAUAAUAACGUUCGAGGGAGGCUGCUAUGCCCGCUAUUGCCAGGCACGAGUCCACGUCAACGAGCUUUUGACUGACCCGGCAAUCGCCUGCAUGCGCGAACAACUGACAUACUACGGUAACCUCUCCAAUGCGUUCGACCUGUACAUCCGUCCUAACGUGGCGUUGCUUCCGUUGCACCCGGACAUUGCUUACCGCAACUGGUACCAGCAGGUGCUUUGUUCGAAAGACACGAGUGAGGAGGUAGUGCAGGGAGUGUUGUGCGAACACAAGCACUUGAUCGACGAGCGGAUAGAAACCGACGCAAGUGCAGCUGUACAGUUAGAACAUGUAGCGCAACUAGGUAAACAGCGCAGCGAGGAUUGGUCUCAGAGACUGUCAAGUUUGCGUACCUCCUGGCGGCCUCAAGGCAGCUUGGCCUCAGUAUUGAAUGAAGACAUAAAUUUGCCUCAAACGCAAAAUCAGACAACCACGGACAGUGGCCUGUUCCUAGGUCGAUGCUACGUGACCACUAUGCAGAUCAUCGAGCUAACGCACUUGCUAUUGCAGGCUGAGAGAGGCUUUCUCAUGUCCCCUGUUGAUGGACGGUCAGUCGAACUCGACGAACUGUUCACGUUCGUGCGUCAUCUUCAAGUACGAUGUCAUGAGCUGACGGGGUACGCUUGGCCGCAGAUAACCGCGCCUUCCAUCACACUAGCCAUCAAUCGGGCGUAUACGGUGUACAAAGAGGUCCACCGGUUCCACGAGCAUACCACACAAUUCGUGCUACCGUUGUUAUCGAUCGCGGCCGAUCUUUUUCCGGUUGUGGAGCCUUGUGCCUUACUGCAGCUGGAUCAACGUUUAGAACAGUUGCUCGAACACAUCAUGAAUCCCCCAGACAAGACAUCGUCAGGCGAAAAGGUCUCUUUGGCGGGAAUUGAUCUGAAUGAGUCGUUAGCGCAGGUCGACGAACUUCAAUGGCAGUGGGACGAACAUAUUCGAGCUCUGCAAGAUCAGGCGAUGCGGCAGCAUGGAGAAACGACUGUCGGCUGCGAAGGAAUUACAGUGAUGGUAUUACUCAAGCAGUUGAACGACACGUUCGACCAAGUGAUGGAGCAGGGUACUGGUGAACCUCUGGCGGGGGACGAACUCAUUGACGACGAGCGAUUGUUGCGUAUCGUAGAUAUUUUCGUAUACGCAAUGAACCUUGGAAAUUCGGCAACGGUCCCAGCGAUGCAGACACUUCGUGCCAAACUAUGCAAUAUUGCUCGUUGCCAAGCGAUAGUUCAGUUUGUCCAAGGUGCCACGUACGCGGUGCUGCGAAAAGGGCUUCAGUACGACCCGGUUAAACUACUUGCCCCGCUUCGCACUUUUGUGGUGCGCUUCUUAAGACUUCAGCUCGCCGGACGGACAGCGAUGGCAGUAGCAGGUCUGUGUUACGCCGCCACGCAGGCCAUUAGCACGCAGCAUGCCUCGGAGUCGAUGGCACACCACCUGACUUCCCAGCACGGAGCUGUACACAUCGUAAUGGCGGAGUAUAGCUGUGAGCUGUAUGCGUUGCUAUUUGUCCACCAAGACCCAUCGUUUGCGGGCUCGAUUGUAUUAGCUAAAAAACACCUUCAGUCACUUGCUCCACUGGUCAUGCGCUACUACGAGCAGGUCUUCACCGAGGCGCAACAGUGCGUGUUGCGGCACGUCUGUUACCGAGCGGAGAGCGUGGUGGUGGGAGCGGAAGCCAUUGUUCAAGCAUGCACGUGGCUACAGGGGAUUAGCGAAGACUCAUCGGCAUGUAGUCGAGCAGGUUUCUUACGACUGCUAGAAGAGAACGUAGUAAAACUGACGCGGCUCGGAUCAUUACUGGUCGAGGGGACAGCCGCCACCUUCACCGUCUGCACCGAUGAGAUGUGCCGCCAACUCGCCUGGGCGGCGGCCAUUCACCCGCCACUUUGUCACCCGGACAUCGUCACUAACUUCCAGCACCACACUGUUCAGCAGGUUCGGACGCUCGAACGCUUUCGCAUUACCAUCGAUCAACUCACUCGCCAUGCCAGCGCUGUCUUGCGGUUCGAACAGGUGCGGAAUGUCUUCAGCGAAGCCGUACGGAAAGUGUCUGCCAAGUUCCGCUGUCUGAUGGAGGGCCAUCAAAAACUACAGUCAAAGGAGGUGGCGUGCGCAACGCUCGUGUCGCACACGGAAGAGGCGUUAGUCGAGCUUCUGGAUCCUGAAGGGGUGAUCGACCACACGUGGAUAAGCAACGUACGAGCCCUGGUCGAUGAAAUGAAUGACCAACUUCUAACAAAAAUAGACAGGCUAACGCAAAAUGAAAACACGCUUCAAGACGCCCUCUACAUCGGAGGCCACAAGCUGCGCAACGCGGUGACGACACACGAGACCAUCGCCGGCGACAUCAGGUCUCUGCUGAAAACGCAGCUGAGGUUCAGUGAGUCAUUAGCGCUGCGCGAGUACUUGCAACACUACAAGCGUUUCUUGGAGCUGCUCACUGAGGUGUGCUUCGUGACACUGAGCAAGGAUUACACGGACGUCCUAGUCGAUCGCGUGAUGUUGAACAUACAAGAAAUAAUCGUUCUUCUGCCUGUCGUGUUUGAGCAACUGUUUCAGUUUGAUUGGCCGGAUGACCAUGAGGGUGAAGCAGUCAAAGCCAUUAACGUUUUGCCGCUUACAGCAUCGUCCACAGCGGAGAGAAGCGCAGACGCAGGUACAGGGGCAGACGUUGGCACAAACCGACAUGUCCAAAAGGACAUACGGCGGCGGGAGCAAAAGCGUAAUACACACGCCGUUUCGGUGUGGCGCCGUAUCCGUAUGAAGCUUGAGGGGCUUGACCCCAACCCAAACAGGAGAUUCGGUGUUUCAGAACAAGUUAACUGGAUGAUACAGCAAGCAAUGGACCCUAGCAACCUGGCUGUGCUAUAUGAAGGCUGGACACCCUGGGUUUAGUUAGAUGGUUUCUCAAUACAAGAUAUCUAGUUUUGUGGUAAAUGUUUUGGAUAAACGAAAUGGUUGUUUGCUAGACAAGAUAGUGGAAAUUUCAAUUUGAAUAUAAUAUAAUAAUACUAGGUCACCCCGUAAAUUUCGUUCGCAAUAAAUUGUAUGAUUUUGGAACAUCAGCAAAAGAUUGUUGGAAAUACAAAAUACAAAAUACAAGGCCAAAACUGACGAAACUGUUUUAAGCCGUCUUCACACCAAAAUGAACUGAACGUAACGUAGCGAACGACGCGUUGUUUCAUAUGGGAUUCUUUGCGACCCUUCACACCGCCGUCGACGAAAACUUUGUACGGCAACGACGAAUCUGUAUGAAAAGACAACGCUCCGUUUGUGUCGCCUAAAAACUUUGGCCAAGGUUCGUAUACUUGGUUUUUGGGUGAGAGGGGCGAAAUUGUUUGACAGUUUGCUUCUGUUUUGUUUUGUUUCACGAAAUUAAAAUUGAUGUUAGUUUGAAAUAAAAUAAAGUAUUUCUGUUGUAGUCGGGUAUAAAAUGACAUUAAAUAUGAAACACUUAAAAAAGAUUAUUUGAAUUAUAAUUUUAAUUAUAAGGCAUCCCGGGAUGAUAAUAUAGGGAUCGAUCGCUUAGCUUGAGUAACCGCGUGAACAUCUCCACUUAUUUUCAGAAACAGUAUUACGUACCAAUGAAUGAUUGAAGUAACAGUUGGUUCUACGAGCUUGGAUCGUUUUAACAGUACGAUGACUAGUACAAACCAACGCGAGUUAUUAUUCUCUGGUGUAACUUGGUAGAGCAAACAUUUCGGUAAGACGCGAGUUAGCAACGCUCGCUGUCUCAACGGUCAGCCAACGGAUUUUUCCUUUUUUUGUUGGUUUCAUGUACCCACCAACGUCUCGUUGAUAACAAAACGGCACUAAUAAGCACUACUGCCCCAUCAUCCAUUUCAUUUACCAUAUUGACACGUAAAACAACGAUGUAA
Messenger RNA from Anopheles bellator, 11658 nucleotides. RefSeq names its product serine/threonine-protein kinase Smg1 (gene nonC). NCBI's taxonomy places the organism in Eukaryota, Metazoa, Arthropoda, Insecta, Diptera, Culicidae. The transcript has 7 exons. Bases 2 to 10675 code for a protein of 3557 amino acids. Gene Ontology annotation, molecular function: protein serine/threonine kinase activity; protein binding. The record is from RefSeq and is a predicted model, not a curated record. Gene Ontology annotation, cellular component: nucleus; TORC2 complex; TORC1 complex. Gene Ontology annotation, biological process: nuclear-transcribed mRNA catabolic process, nonsense-mediated decay; phosphorylation; TOR signaling.